UUCAACAUAGGCUAUGGUGAACUUACUGAUACCUUCAAUUCUUCAAGAGACAAUGUAGGGCAUGGAACCCACACUUUAUCCAUAGCUGGUGGCAAUUUUGUACCUGGUGCUAAUGUUUUGGGCAUGGGCAAUGGUACUGUCAAAGGUGGCUCCCCUAGAGCCCGUGUUGCGUCCUAUAAGGUUUGUUGGCCAGACGAAACCAACGAGUGUGUGGACCCAAAUACCUUAGCUGCCUUUGAAGCUGCAAUUGAGGAUGGCGUUGAUGUUAUCUCGAUUUCUGUUGGUGGAGAGCCCAAAGAGUUCUUUAGUGAUGCACUCUCUGUAGGGGCAUUCCAUGCAGUUGAGCGAGGUAUUGUUGUUGUUUCCUCUGCUGGGAACGUGGGACCAACUCCUGGGACUGUAUCAAAUGUGUCGCCAUGGAUUCUAACUGUUGGAGCUAGUACUAUUGAUAGAGGUUUCACCAAUUUUGUGGUCCUGGGGAAUAAGAAGAAAUUCAAGGGAACAAGCUUUUCUUCUAAGGUGCUGCCAGUUAACAAGUUCUACCCUUUAAUCAAUGCUGUGGAUGCAAAAGCCAACAAUGUCUCCGUUAGUGAUGCAGAAGUUUGCGACGAGGGCUCACUUGAUCCCGAAAAGUUAGCUGGGAAGAUUGUGGUUUGCCUUCGAGGAGGUCUUCCGAGAGUAUCAAAGGGCUAUGUAGCUGCCAAGGCAGGGGCUGUUGGAAUGCUCGUGGUCAACGAUGAGGAAAGUGGGAAUGCAAUUUUAACUGAUUCACAUGUCCUUCCAGCUUCUCAUGUAACCUACGAUGACAGCAUAUCCAUCUUCCAAUACAUCAAUUCUACCAAGACACCAAUGGCUUACAUCAGUUCUGUGAUGACAGAACUGGAAAUCACACCAUCCCCAGUAGUGGCUGAUUUCUCAUCAAGAGGCCCCAAUACAAUAGAGGAGUCAAUCCUUAAGCCUGAUAUAAUAGCACCUGGUGUGAAUAUACUGGCGGCUUACCCCGACGGCAUACCAUUGACAGAAGCACCAUUGGACGAUCGUCAAUCUCCUUUUAAAGUAGAUUCUGGCACAUCCAUGGCCUGCCCCCAUAUUGCUGGCAUUGUAGGCCUUCUCAAAACCCUAAACCCCAAAUGGAGUCCAGCAGCUAUUAAAUCUGCAAUCAUGACAACAGCCAAAACAACAGACAACAAUUUCAAUCCAAUUGUAGACUACGGAGGACUCGAAGCAAACCCAUUAGCAUAUGGUGCCGGACAUGUUAAUCCAAACAGUGCAAUGGACCCUGGGCUAGUUUACGACAUUACAAUCGACGAUUACCUCAAUUUCUUAUGUGCUAGAGGCUACAAUACAACACAAAUAAAAAGAAUAUCAAAGAAGAACUUUGUUUGUGAUAAGUCAUUCAAAGUGACGGAUUUGAAUUACCCAUCAAUCUCAGUUACAAAUCUGAAAAUGGGUCCUGUGGCGAUCAAUCGAAAAUUGAAGAAUGUGGGAAGUCCAGGGACAUACGUUGCUAGAGUGAAGACGCCAUUGGAAGUUUCAAUCAUUGUUGAGCCAAGAAUAUUAGAUUUUACUGCUAUGGAUGAAGAGAAAAGCUUCAAGGUGUUGUUGAAUAGAAGUGGAAAGGGAAAGCAAGAAGGUUAUGUGUUUGGGGAAUUAGUAUGGACUGAUGUCAAUCGCCAUGUUAGGACCCCAAUUGUUGUGAAUUUAGGAGAAUAAAUGGAAUUCUGUUUUUCUUCUUCUCAAACAUGAAUUUAGAUUAAUUCCAAAUAAACCAAAGUUUUCAUCUUUCACAAAUAAAAUAUUUUUGAGGACCAAACUUUAAUUCUUUCGAGAUUGAACAAAUAUGAUAAGGAAGAAUUUUCCAUGCAUUUAUGUA
Molecule: messenger RNA, 1873 nt
Organism: Cucumis sativus (cucumber)
Lineage: Eukaryota; Viridiplantae; Streptophyta; Magnoliopsida; Cucurbitales; Cucurbitaceae
Product: subtilisin-like protease SBT5.4
Exons: 6
Coding region: 124-1713 (529 amino acids)
Biological process (GO): proteolysis
Molecular function (GO): serine-type endopeptidase activity
Source: RefSeq, a predicted model, not a curated record